AUGAGGGAUAUAGAAGUAUCUAAGAGCUAUAGGGUGGAAAAAAAGACUAAAAGAGAUGAAGAAGAGUAUGAAGAAGCUCAAGAAAGAACAAAGGGAAACAUGCCCGAAGAAAAGGGAACAGAUGUCAACAACGAUAUUCUUGUUGCAUUGAUAUACAGGAAGAUUUUGAAAUAUUAUGGAAUAAAGCAGAAAAAGACCAAGACACCCAAGACAGCCAAUCCGGUAAGGAUAAAGGAUGUUUUUUAUCUUGCAAUAGUUAUACUUAUAUUUGGAUAUGUAAUAUACAAAGUAUUCAUCCCGAAUGGUGGAUACGAGCAGCCCUCGAAGGAGACGAAGUCGGAGGAUAGAGACAAGCCAUCUUUCAGAGAUGGAUCGUCGUUUGAGAAUGUUUCCUAUUUUGGAAAGGAGGAUCUGAUGAUACAGGUCAUCUCUCAAGUGACCAAGAUAGUCAAUCUUCUGAGAACUGUACCGGAAAAAGACCUUCACAAAAGCAUAGAAACAACUCAGAGAAAUUUUUUAUUCCAUGGACCUCCUGGGACGGGUAAAACACUUUUUAUGAAGAAGUUAAUAUAUCUUGUUGAUUUGAACAUCAAGUUCUUAAAGAUGAGGAAUGAGAUGGGGGAAAAGGAGUUUGAAAGCAUGGAUCAUAAUGAAAAGCUUAUCAGGGCAAAGCAAAUGGAAUCGCUUACCAGAAUAACCUUUGUAACGCCAUCCUCGUUGAACAACAAGUACGUUGGAGAGACCGAGAAGAAUAUCCGUGGACUGUUUCAAAGUGCAAAUGACGGGAAGUAUUGGGCCACAUUUGUGUUCAUUGAUGAGGUAGAUGUAUUUUUUUCCAAAAGGUCUGACCGGUCCCAAGACUACACACUAAAGGCUCAAACAGAGUUUCUUAAUACCAUUGGUGGAGCAUGCGACAGGGUGAACAGCACUGUGUUUCUCUUUGGUGCUACUAACUUAUAUGAUGUCCUCGAUGAUGCUUUUAAACGUAGGUUCUCUGGGGUUUAUGAGUUUUCGUUGCCAAAUGAGGAGGAGAGGUUGGAGAUUCUGGAAGAAUAUCUUGGAGAUUGUAAUAGGGAAGUAACAAACAGGCUCAAUGACUUGGUUAGGAUGACCAAUGGAAUGGCCCAAUCUAGAAUUGUGGACAUUCUGAAAAAAAUGUCAUUUACAAAUGAUGGAAGCAUGGAUAAAAUCAGGUGGAAGGACUUAAGAAAGGCUUUUGAGGAUGCAGAUCCUAAGAAGAAAGGAACAGAUGGAAGCAGUGUCGAGGUAGUAAAGUCUCUGAAGAAAUUCUAUUUCUUAGAACCAAGGCUCAAAGAUAAAAGUGUUGAAAAUACUAUAGGUGAAUAA
Encephalitozoon romaleae SJ-2008 is the source of this 1347-nucleotide messenger RNA. Its product is annotated as AAA ATPase proteasome regulatory subunit YTA6. The record is from RefSeq and is a predicted model, not a curated record. Lineage: Eukaryota; Fungi; Microsporidia; Unikaryonidae. Bases 1 to 1347 code for a protein of 448 amino acids. The transcript has a single exon. Gene Ontology annotation, molecular function: ATP hydrolysis activity; ATP binding.